GUUUGCAAGCCUGGCACCAUGGUCCUUGUCGAGAGCAUUGAAGUCAAUGGUAUUCCCUUCACGCAGCAGACUUGUGAGUCCAAUGUGGUUACAAGUGCCACUUCCGAGGUUAGAGACGAGGGCACUGCAUCCCUCACAAAGAGGAACCUCGACUUGCGUGGUGCGCCGUGCACUACUUACUGCAACGAAGGCAUCGGAGGCCCCAACCCAAAUGAUUGCUCAGUCCUCGCGAGCCAAUGGCAAAACGACGGGUCCUUCACCAUCGGCUCCGGCUACACAGCGUGUAGGGUUGACACCUCAGACCAAGACCUCUAUUACUGCUACGACUCGAGUGACUGGGCCGGCGUUGUGAACUAUCUCGCUUGGAACUGUCAAGCAAGCUCCCCGGGCGGCAGCUACAAUGGGGGCAGCUGCCGCUUCUACGACAACGCU
Phanerochaete carnosa HHB-10118-sp is the source of this 432-nucleotide messenger RNA. RefSeq lists its product as uncharacterized. The record is from RefSeq and is a predicted model, not a curated record. The transcript is spliced from 5 exons. NCBI's taxonomy places the organism in Eukaryota, Fungi, Basidiomycota, Agaricomycetes, Polyporales, Phanerochaetaceae. The annotation marks the transcript as partial.